Dermatophagoides farinae (American house dust mite) is the source of this 1306-nucleotide messenger RNA. NCBI's taxonomy places the organism in Eukaryota, Metazoa, Arthropoda, Arachnida, Sarcoptiformes, Pyroglyphidae. The record is from RefSeq and is a predicted model, not a curated record.
AACUGUUGUUGGAUCAGCAAUGGCUGCUGCUGCUGCAGCACAUGCUGUAAAUCAUCAUUAUGGACAUUUAACAGCAAUGAAUCCAAUACAUCAUCAAAGUGCUGCAUUAUUUCGUUAUAUGUGCCAUAAUAAUAAUAAUAAUAAUAACAACAACAACAACAAUUCAUCAUCAACAUCAUCAUCACCGACAACUAUGACAACGAUAAUCAAUAAUAAUACUAAUAAUAAUAACAAUAAACAAGAAUUGAUUUGUUUAUGGAUUGAUCCUGAUCAGCUAUUGAAAAAACCAUGUAAUAAAACAUUUCAUUCAAUGCAUGAAAUUGUAUCACAUAUUAGUAUUGAACAUGUUGGUGGUCCUGAAUGUUCCAAUCAUACUUGUUUCUGGAUCGAUUGUCCAAGAAAUGGAAGACCAUUUAAAGCAAAAUAUAAAUUAGUCAAUCAUAUACGUGUACAUACUGGUGAAAAACCAUUUCCAUGUCCAUUUCCAGGAUGUGGUAAAGUAUUUGCACGUAGUGAAAAUCUUAAAAUACAUAAACGAACACAUACAGGUGAAAAACCAUUCAAAUGUGAAUAUGAUGGUUGUGAAAGACGUUUUGCAAAUAGUUCGGAUCGUAAAAAACAUUCACAUGUACAUACAAGCGAUAAACCAUAUAAUUGCAAGAUAAAAGGUUGUGAUAAAAGCUAUACACAUCCAAGUUCAUUACGUAAACAUAUGAAAGUACAUGAUAAUAAUAAUAAUAAACCACAAUCAUUAUCAUCAUCAUCAUCAUCAAUGUCACCAAUGUCACCAACAUCGUUAUUAAAUAAUAAUAAUAAUCAUAUGUCAAUAGAUAAUAAUAAUUUGGCUCGUAAUAAUAAUAAUAUUGAUCAACUAUCAUCAUCGAUAGCUAGUUCAAAUAAUGGUUCUGGAUAUGAAAGUGAUGGUGGUGGUGGUAAUGAUCAUCAUAUAAUAGCCAAUGCAUCAAGUCCACCAAUUAAUAAUAACAGUAAUAGUAGUACGGCAUCACAUAAUUAUCAACAACAACAAUCGCAACAUCAUAAUCAUAAUCGUUUACUUACAACAGCAACAUCAACAACAUCAUCAUCAUCAUCAUCAUACGGCAUUAACAUCACCAUUCCAUCAUCAUCCUCAUCAUCAUCAUCAUCAUCAUCAUCCGCAUCUAAAUGCUGCAAUCUCAUAUUGAUUCAGGAAAAACAACAACCAAUAACAACAACAACAACAAUAUUCUCUCACACACUCAAUUCGCUAAUAAAUAACAAAAAUUUUUUAUUCUUGAAUCAAACAACAACACAGAAAAUUGCUUAA